CACUGAGCUUACAUCCUAGAUAAAAGUAAGAUUUUAAAAUGAUGAAAACAAUCAGUAAAAUUGGGAAGAAAGAUAAGAAGAAGAGGAAGAAAGAGGUUGACGUUGAUCCCGAGAGCGAUGAAGUUAAAGAGGUUCUUCAACUCUUCAAUAAAAUAGAGGAGAUGGUGGUGGAUGGUGAUCCAAGGAUCAGAGUUGCUCUUAAUAAGAAACCAGCUAUACAGACACUCUUACGUGACGACAGUAGCAUGUAUGGCCUCUCACCUCGAUCCAUGAUUGUACAAGAUGGUCUCACCCUUGCAAAGGAAGCAACAAACAACUCCCUUUUAUCAAACCGUCAAUACUCCAUGCACGAGCCACAACAAACAGUGCAAUACAACCCAAUAAUGUCAAAUAGGCAGCAAAUGAUCAACAAUAAUAUACCACUUUCCAACAGAAACUUGGGCUAUUUGCAAACAAGUCCAAGAAAGACAUAUAGCAACUUACAGGUUCCGCAAAGAAACCAAAGAAGACAUAUCUUAGUUCCUCCGAUAACUAUACCUGAGCACAGUGCAAUGGAGGAUACAGCAGAUGAAUACCAAGAUGUCCGCCGACACCCAGAUGGGACAUUAGUGACUCUUAACAACACUUCAAUAUUAGAAAAACCUCCUGCAGUAGUUCAACCAGUUUUGUCGCCUAAACCAAAACCGAAACUGGUUAAUAACCAAGUAAGAAUACAACAGCAACAGCAGAUGCAGCAACAAGUCCCCCGGAAAACACAGCAGAGGAAAAUAGAGCCCCGAUUUAAAGAACAACAGUUCCAUUCAUUUAAUUACAAUUCACCACAAGGGAAAAGCAAUGUUCAAAUGGUUUUCUAUGAAGAGCAGCCAGAAUAUAAAGAAGCGGUUCAAAACGAAGAACCACAAUAUAUAGGAACUAUGGAAGCAGAAGAGAUAGUGGAACAACCAGUGCUUGAACCUGAAGAAAACAAACCUUUAAAACCUUCAUCACUUAACUAUCGGUCGGCUGUGAACAGAUCAAACGGAACAGAAUCAUUUUCGAAAGUUGUAGGAAAGGAAGGAGGCAGAAUUACUUGUUUUGGUUGCAGCGUUGAUAUUCCUAAAAAUGCGAUUGAGGAGAAAUGUUUGUUCCGACUUUCCAUUUUGGAUGUUUCACAAAUCCCACACCAGUUAGAUCGCGUUUAUCACUGGUAUGAUCCAAACUUUUCAUCUGCUGUCAUGGCCAUUUCACCAGCUGUGAGAAUCGAUCCAUCAAAUGCCAAACUACUUAAACCAGUCACAGUCAAACUACCAACAUGUAUUGCUGUGGAAGGACAGAAACUGGCCAAAGGUGAAGAAACUAUGAGAGCAGUGAAAGAGAAUUCAGAUAUAGAAGUUGGUGACAUCUCAAUUAAGAAAAGAGAUUUAAAUUCAAAUGAGGUUUGGGUAGAUUUUGAAACUGAAACGUUCCGAUCAUCAGACAGUGUGUCAUUCAAUCUACAACAGCUAGGUGAUGUCUGUGCUUUCCAUAACUCCAAUGAUGAGGAGAAAAGUCUAAACAAGCGUCUGUCACUGUUUGCAUUUAAAAGUAUGGACCGUAGAAAGAAUCAGUUUCUUUCCAUACUUAUAUGUGAAGAUCUACCCCAUGUUGUACAGAAAGGUAUAGAGUCCAUGCCACACUGGUUGGCGUAUACAGACAGCUGCUUUAAUGUGAUAAUGAAAGAAGGAAUGAAUGUUGAAAUAUUUGUUCAACCAAAAGACAGAUCCCUUUGCCAUCUUGAUGCAAAUAAACUGGAAAUUCCAUGGGAGAACUUAUGGCAUCCUGAGUGUAUUGUAAGGAAACAUAUAAGAGUUACUCUACUUACUAGAGAGACAGAAACUCAUGUUCAAUUACUGAUGAAUGAAGGAGAAGUUAAACUUGAUACAGCUUUUGUAUGGCAGGUCAAAUACCGUUCAAUACACCUUCCUGAUUUGAUGACCACUGACUCGAGUAACCUUGAUUACGCAACAGAGGACAAAUGGGAGACAGAGGAAGCGGAGAAAAGAAGAUUAGAUCAUGAGAUGUACAAGAGAGUUACUUGGAAACCAGCAACACCAGUUUCUAAGUUUAUAACCAAUAAAGGGUUGCUAAAUUAUGCAACCAUGUAGCAAAUCGCAAAUGCAGAACUUUUUAAGUUUUUGCUUAAACUAGGUUGCAAAGAUUAGUUUGGUGUAAUGGAGCUGUUAAAGUCACAGCAGAAAUAUUUAUUAGCCCCAGAAGGACUAUAUAGACUGAAGAAUAGAUAAAAUGUUGCUAUACAGUACUGUGGGGGAAGCACACAUUAUCUAAAUAUUCUAAUUGAGUUUUAAACAAUUAACAACGGUCUAUGGAAGUCGAGAGAACACGCUUUUAUAAUUCUGUAAAUGUUAUUGUUU
Ciona intestinalis (vase tunicate) is the source of this 2390-nucleotide messenger RNA. RefSeq lists its product as uncharacterized. NCBI's taxonomy places the organism in Eukaryota, Metazoa, Chordata, Ascidiacea, Phlebobranchia, Cionidae. The record is from RefSeq and is a predicted model, not a curated record.